UUAAACUGUCAGACAUUGAGCUGGACCGACAUUGCAGAAGACUACCGACUGACUGGUCUACAAAUAACCUUGCUUCAUAAAAAAACUACUCAUUAUUAUUUGUAGAUCAGUCAAUCGUUCACCAUUUACCCACAAUGCAUCAUGGACGUGAUGCUCUCAAACACGGCCAUGGACUUUAAAGGCUAAGACAUGGUUGAAAGUGCAAACAAUUUCUGUAAGUAUUUGUCUUGAGUACGCAGCUGUCACAAGCCGAAUGAAACAGCUAACGUGGAAUCGUAGCCUAGUGUGUAAGUGGGGGUUGAUGUUGUAGUAGUCUGUCUCAAGGACGUGGAAAUAGCAAGACAAACUCCAGUAGCGAGCGAGAAGGGGACUCGGAUGAAUUGUUAGCUAACGUUACGGAUAGCUUAGAGUGGAUAUCAAGUAUGUCUUGACUACAAAAUACUUCUCAACAUAUCCACCGCAGUACACGAUUUUCAGGCCUCGUCCAAUGGAAGAUGGUGUAGCUAGUUCCAUAAUCUCUAAAACUCAUCUGACAGCUACGGCAAAAGGGGGAUAUUUUCUCGAUUGAAGGGAAUAUAUGGGAUCGCAAGUUCUUCCUUCACCUUCAGGUAGACCUCCUCUCCCAAGUACUUUUCCUGUAGGUGGUGGUAUCCAGGGAUGGCUACCAGUUUCAUCGGAUGAGAUGAGUGUGCGCGGGGGGCAGGGUAGUGACGAGGUGCUGGUGUCCCAGGCGGUGUGGGACUACCUGGCUGCCGCUGGCCAGCCCUGGCUCAUAGACUUUCAGGACAAGCAGGGCUUGAGCGCCGGCAUCAUCCGCCGAGGUGAGCGGGGAGGCUGCUGUGCAGUGCGGCUACGCCCCGUAGAGGGAUCCCCUUCUGGGGGACGACCCGGGAUGAUUGAGGAAGGACCCAUCUCCAACGAGACCCGCAAGGCCUUCAUAGACUUAUGCCGCUGCGCCCGCAAAGAGAUGAGCAAACAGGAUGGGGGUCCUAAACGGAAGAGGUCCCUGCUGCCCUGCGUUGGGUUGGGGGUCCUGGAGGGGGAUGGAGAGGGGAGCCUGCUACCACCUCAGCCUCCCCAGCCCAGACGCUCUCAGAGGCAGCAACAGAGAUAUAAGAAGCCAGCGGAGGAAGAGGCCUGUGUGGUCCUCUCCAACUCCACGUCCCACAACGAAUUCGGACAGAGGAAGAAGGACAACAUGGAGGUCAGCUGCAGUAUGAUGGCCUCCUCUCAUAACCAAUCCCACAGUGAGGCAGACGACUACACCUCAUGUUCCAUCUGCAUGGGUGACAUGGUGGAGAGGACCACGCUGGAGAGGUGCGGCCACGCAUUCUGCCGGUUGUGUCUAGACCAGGCCUUCAAGGUGAAGAGAGCGUGUCCUGUGUGUCGUCAGGUGUACGGCCAGCUCAUAGGGAACCAGCCGGCUACCGGGUGUAUGAUGGUGGAGAGGGACCCAGAUCUGGAGUUGCCAGGACACGCGGGUUAUGGGUGUAUCUGCAUCAUCUACAGCUUCCCCCCUGGUUUACAGGCGCCAGAGCACCCUAACCCGGGGGUGAGGUACCCUGGGACGGACCGCGUGGCUUACCUCCCAGACAGCCCAGAGGGGAACCGGGUCCUGGGCCUGCUCCGCCGGGCCUUCGAACAGCGCCUCAUCUUCACCAUAGGGACCUCCAUGACCACAGGAAUGCAUAAUGUCAUCACCUGGAACGACAUCCACCACAAGACCUCCUUAUGGGGCGGACCACACUGCUUUGGAUACCCAGACCCCACUUACCUGGUGAGAGUGACCGAGGAACUCCGAGAGAAAGGCAUCGCUGCAGACUGACCGUACAGAUUCUAGAAUGAUUAUUCUAGGAACAUUUUAGGAACCUCUGGCUGCCCUGCUGCUGCUGGUGGUUGCUAGGCUGCAGUCUCCUGGACCUAGACCCAGCAGAGCAGCGGAUGAAUACGAGAUGUGACUGGGCCCCACAGCAGCCACAGGAGUACGGCCCAGUGGAGGCCCACAUAUCCCUACAAGACCACUUGAUGGGGUGACUCCUACCUUCCACUUCAGUCGAAUUUUCACUAAUCAUGCAUUGAUGUCAAUUGGAGACCAUUUUGACUUAAGUGGAAGUGAACAUUUAUCUAAAGUGGAAUUUAGGAUUCACCCUUAUGUUCCUAUCCUCGUUAUCUAUCUUCCGAGUUCGGCUCAACCCAGCAGCACUUUGUGUUGAAGAAAACAUACAAAUGAGUGCAGUGCAAUCUCUGUGUGAGCUGUUUUUGGCUCCACUCAUCCAAGUAUUUAUCAUAUAGGGAUUCAUAAUGUGAAGGUACAUACUACUUAAAUAUUAUUUUUAAACCUACGUUCAAAGAAGAGUCCUAUUUUGUCUGUUAUAUUUGUUUAUUUCCACGCACAUUCUUUAUCUACCUGUUAAAAACACAUGAUUUGUGCUCUGUCCAGUACGCUCUUAGAAUAAUACUAUUUUUGUUUAUGUAAUUAUGUUAAUAAUAACCUGUUAUUUACACUGUAUUAAGACAGUACUAGAGAUAGUUGGUGGCAGGCAGAAUACUACUGUCUGUUUCAAUAGAAAGCUCCUAAUGAAAUAAUUAAAUUUCUCUGAAAGGAGUUGCACUCGAAGGCACUUUGUCAAGGAGGGAGGGAGUCCGUCAGUAGUUCAGUCACUGUUGGAGGGGGAGUUGUUCUCUGCAUAGAAUAAGAAUUAUCCUUUUGAAUUAGAAUGAUCAUUCUAAUUCUGUGGUUCUCUGCUUCCACUUCAGGGAACUGGUAGAUGGAAGAAUGCUCUGAACAAAGCCAGGCAGGCGUUAGUCGUUAGCAGCCGUGAAGCUAAUAGCCUGGUAGCUAGAAGUUGAUGUCAAUUUUCUUGGAGCCCUUCAUUUCCCUUUUGAUCUUCCUCUCCUUUGAUUUCUUCUCCUUUUUACUUAAAUAGGAAGAAUGUUUUCUAUUUGAUGUCUCUCUGCUGCACCGUUCUGUUCUAGCAGAUGAACCAGGAAUGUCCAGAUAGACUGACUACUAAGUGUGAGAUUCAUUGUCAUUCCUGACCGUCCCUUGCUCUCUCUCUCUCUCCUCUCUCCCCUCGGCUGUUUCUCUACUCUAAGAUGUUACCCCUCCCAGGACCAGGCCCUGUAUUCACAAAGUGUCUCAGAGUAGUAGGGCUGAUGUAGGAUCAGUGUGGCCUUUUCAAUCAUAAUGAAUGAAUAGGGACCCUGAUCCUAGAUCAGCACUCCUACUCUGACAAGCUUAAUGAAUAGGAGACCAGGUUCUGAGUUCAGUUUGAUUUCCAGUCAGCCAGCCAAUCAGUCAGCACUCCUCAUUUUGUAAUAACCAGAUUUACUUGAUGAUGUCAAAUAAGGAGGGCGUGAUGUCGAACCACUUAAACCAAAUCAAAUGCACAAUAGGCUGUAUAUUUAAUACCUCUGACCCUGGCUGAAAUGGCACCCUAUUCCCUAUACAGAGUAAAAGUGCCCAUAGGCUUCUGGUCAAAUGUAGGGCACUAUAUAGGACUCUGGUCCAAAGUAGUGUAGGGAAUAGUGUGCCAUUUUGGAUGCAAGCCCUAUCUGUCCAGGAGACGUUUGUUUGACGAUUGUCUCAUAAAUAAUGAGGUAUCUAUCUGCUGUAAUUCACAUUUGUCUUCUACAGGAAUAAUCUAGGAUUAACAACAUAGGUACCUGUAAUAUGAAAGUGUUGAGGAAAAUCCUGCAGUCCCUUACAGCGGUAUUGCCAGUGAGGUAUUUAGUUCCCUUGUUUUGAUACAUUUAUCAAAAGGUUAGCGUGCCUAUAUUCUAGUCAAGUUUGAAGACAGUGGAUCAUGUGGAUAUUAAUUCAUGAUAAGCAUGUUCUUUUAGUAGACUGUCUUAAUUGUUAUUUGGAGGGUGAGACUCAGCAGCGUUAUCUGGCUUUCUACCGUUUUUGAGUAUAUAUAUAUAUAUAUAUAUAUAUAUAUACUGAUGUGUAUCUGCAUGAGUUUUUCUGUGAUAUGUCAGAUGAAAGCAGUCCAACGACGUAGCCUCACUCACAAAUGAUCAAGCUCUGUGUGUGAGUCAUUUUGCAUGAGAAAAGGAUGCCUAUAGAUGGUGCAGUUCUCUCCAACCAUGUUCCUGGAGAGAUACCCUCCUGUAGGUUUUCACUCCAACCAUGUUCCCGGAGAGAUACCCUCCUGUAGGUUUUCACUCCAACCAUGUUCCCGGAGAGAUACCCUCCUGUAGGUUUUCACUCCAACCAUGUUCCCGGAGAGAUGCCCUCCUGUAGGUUUUCACUCCAACCAUGUUCCCGGAGAGAUACCCUCCUGUAGGUUUUCACUCCAACCAUGUUCCCGGAGAGAUACCCUCCUGUAGGUUUUCACUCCAACCAUGUUCCCGGAGAGAUACCCUCCUGUAGGUUUUCACUCCAACCAUGUUCCUGGAAAGAUACCCUCCUGUAGGUUUUCACUCCAACCAUGUUCCUGGAAAGAUACCCUCCUGUAGGUUUUCACUCACACCCCAGUUGAAACUAACCUGAUUCAGCUCAUCAACUAGCAAUUUUUUAAAAAUCCGGUGUGCUAGAUUAGGGUUGGAGUGAACGUACAGAACGGUAGCUAGAUUAGGGUUGGAGUGAACAUACAGAACAGUAGCUAGAUUAGGGUUGGAGUGAACGUACAGAACGGUAGCUAGAUUAGGGUUGGAGUGAACGUACAGAACAGUAGCUCGCCAGAAACAGGGUUUGAGAGUCCUGGUCCAGUGACUCUAGUCUGUUACCUUCUCCUAUUUAUUUGUCUGCAGUCAGAUGAUGUAAAAGAAUAUAAACUCAGCAAAAAAAGAAACAUCCUCACUGUCAACUGCGUUUAUUUUCAGUAAACUAAACAUGUAAAUAGUUGUAUGAACAUAAGAUUCAACCACUGAGACAUAAACUGAACAAGUUCCACAGACAUGUGACUAACAGAAGUUGAAUAACGUCCCUGAACACAGGGACACGUUUGUAUCUGGUGUGGCUACCAGCUGCAUUAAGUACUGCAGUGCAUGACCUGCACCAGAUUUGCCAGUUGUUGCUGUGAGAUGUUACCCCACUCUUCCACCAAGGCACCUGCAAGUUCCCAGACAUUUCUGGGGGGAAUGGCCCUAGCCCUCACCCUCUCAUCCAACAGGUCCCAGACGUGCUCAAUGGGAUUGAGAUCCGGGCUCUUCCCUGGCCAUGGCAGAACACUGACAUUCCUGUCUUGCAAGAAAUCACGCACAGGACGAGCAGUAUGGCUGGUGGCAUUGUCAUGCUGGAGGGUCAUGUUAGGAUGAGCCUGCAGGAAGGGUACCACAUGAGGGAGGAGGAUGUCUUCCCUGUAACGCACAGCAUUGAGAUUGCCUGCAAUGACAACGAGCUCAGUCCGAUGAUGCUGUGACACACCUCCCCAGACCAUGACGGACCCUCCACCUCCAAAUCAAUCCCGCUCCAGAGUACAGGCCUCGGUGUAACGCUCAUUCCUUUGACGAUGAACGCGAAUCCAACCAUCACCCCUGGUGAGACAAAACCGCGACUUGUCAAUGAAGAGCACUUUUUGCCAGUCCUGUCUAGUCUAGAGAUGGUGGGUUUGUGCCCAUAGGCGACGUUGUUCCCUGUGAUGUCUGGUGAGGACCUGCCUUACAACAGGCCUACAAGCCCUCAGUCCAGCCUCUCUCAGCCUAUUGCGGACAGUCUGAGCACUGAUGGAGGGAUUGUGUGUUUCUGGUGUAACUCGGGCAGUUGUUGUUGCCAUCCUGUACCUGUCCCGCAGGUGUGAUGUUCGGAUGUAUCGAUCCUGUUCAGGUGUUACAUGUGAUCUGCCACUGCGAGGACAAUCAGCCGUUUAUUUCCCUGGCCACAUCUGCAGUUCUCAAGCCUCCUUGCAGUAUGCCUAAGGCACGUUCACGCACAUGAGCAGGAACCCUGGGCAUCUUUCUUUUGGAGUUUUUCAUAGUCUGUAGAAAGGCCUCUUUUUUUUCUUUUUUUUUUAGUGUCCUAAGUUUUCAUAACUGUGACCUUAAUUGUCUGUAAGCGUAGUGUCUUAACUACCAUUCCACAGGUGCAUGUUAAGCGUGGGAAACAGUGUUUAAACCCUUUACAAUGAAGAUCUGACAUUAUUUGUAUUUUUACGAAUUAUUGUUGAAAGACAGGGUCCUGAAAAAGGGGCAUUUCUUUUUUGCUGAGUUUACUAGGCCCAUACAUUCAUUAAAUAUCCCUUUCCUUUGCUAUAUACAGUUGAAGUUGAAAGUUUACAUAAACCUAGGUUGGAGUCUAUUAACUUCUUGACGCACCCUUCCCAUUAGCGGGAUAAUUUUCAUCAACACCCGCUUAAUUGCAGUGCGCCAAAUUAAAUUACUAAAAAUAUUUAAUUUUCAUGAAAUCACAAGUGCAAUAUAGCAAAACACAGCUUAGCUUGCUGUUAAUCCACCUGGCAUGUCAAAUUUCAAUACAGCUUUUCGGCGAAAGCAUAACAAGCGUUUAUGUAAGAACAUCUCUCUCAGUAGACAAAAUAUUACAAACACCCAGCAGCCAAGUAAAUUGGUCACGAAAGUCAGAAAAGCAAUAGAUUACAUUGCUUACCAUUGAUGAUCUUCGGAUGUUUGCAUUCACGAGACUCCCAGUUACACAAUAAAUGUUCCUUUUGUUCCAUAAAGAAUUUUUAUAUCCCAAAUACCUCCAUUUGGUUGGCGCGUUAUGUUCAGAAAUCCACAGGCUCGAGCGGUCACGACAUCGCAGACGAAAAUUCCAAAUAGUAUCCGUAAUGUCCACAGAAACAUGUCAAAUGUUUUUUUACAAUCAAUCCUCAGGUUGUUUAUAAAAUAUAUAAUCGAUAAUAUAUCAACUGGGUCUGUCGCUUUUUCAAUGGGAGAGACGAUGGCUGCCCCACUCUGUUGCAAAACUCUGCGAACACCGAGCUAUCCACUGAUGUGAUGUGAUCUUUCUCAUUCAUUUUUCAAAAUAAAAGCCUGAAACUAUGUCUAAAGACUGUUGACACCUCGAGGAAGCCAUAGGAAAAGGAAUCUGGUUGAUAUCCCUUUAAAUGGAGGCAAGGCAUCCAAUGGAACAGAGAGCUUUCAGGAAAAACAGCACUUCCUGGUUUGAUUUUCUUCAGGUUUUCACCUGCAAUAUCAGUUCUGUUAUACUCAAAGACAAUAUUUUGACAGUUUUGGAAACGUUAGUGUUUUCUAUCCUAACCUGACAAUUAUAUGCAUAUUCUAGUUUCUGGGCCUGAUAAAUAGGCAGUUUCAAAUGGGUAUGUUUUUUUUUAGCCAAAAAUGAAAAUCAUGCCCCCUACACUCAAGAAGUUAAAACUCUUAUUUUUUUUCAACCACUCCACAAAUGUGUUAACGAACUAUAGUUUUGGCAAGUCGGUUAGGACAUCUACAAGGCAUGACAAGUCAUUUUUCCAAAAAUUGUUUACAGAUAGAUUAUUUCACUUAUAAUUCACAGUAUCACAAUUCCAGUGGGUCAGAAGUUUACACUAAGUUGACUGUGCCUUUAAACAGCUUGGAAAAUUCCAGAAAAUGUCAUGGCUUUAGAAGCUUCUGAUGGGCUAAUUGACAUCAUUUGAUUCAAUUGGCGGUGUACCUGUGGAUGUAUUUCAAGGCCUACCUUCAAACUCAGUGCCUCUUUGCUUGACAUCAUGGAAAAAUCAAAAGAAAUCAGCCAAGACCUAAGAAAAAAAUGGUUCAUCCUUGGGCGCAAUUUCCAAACGCCUGAAGGUACCACGUUCAUCUGUACAAACAUUAGUAUGCAAGUAUAAACACCAUGGGACUACGCAGCCAUCAUACUGCUCAGGAAGUAGACGUGUUCUGUCUCCUGGAGAUGAAUGUACCUUGGUGCGAAAAGUGCAAAUCAAUCCCAGAACAAAAGCAAAGGACCUUGUGAAGAUGCUGGAGGAAACCGGCACAAAAGUAUCUAUAGCCACAGUAAAAUGAGUCCUAUAACGACACAACCUGAAAAGCUGCUCAGCAAGGAAGAAGCCACUGCUCCAAAACCGCCACAAAAAAGGCAGACUACGAUUUGCAACUACACAUGGGGACAAAGAUCCUACUUUUUGGAUAAAUGUAUUCUGGUCUGAUGAAACAAAAAUGGAACUUUUUGGCCAUAAUGACCAUCGUUAUGUUUGGAGGAAAGAGGGGGAUGCUUGGAAGGCAAAGAACACCAUGCCAACCAUGAAGCAUGGGGGUGGCAGCAUCAUGUUGUGGGUGUUUUGCUGCAGGAGUGGUGCACUUCACAAGAUAGAUGGCAUCAUGAGGCAGGAAAAUUAUGUGGAUAUAUUGAAGCAACAUCUCAAGACAUCAGUCAGGAACUUAAAGCAUGGUCACAAAUGGGUCUUCCAAAUGGACAAUGACCCCAAGCAUACUUCCAAAGUUGUGGCAAAAUGGCUUAAGGACAACAAAGUCAAGGUAUUGGAGUGGCCAUCACAAAGCCCUGACCUCAAUCCAAAGGACAAUUUGUGGGUAGAACUGAAAAAGCAUGUGCGAACAAGGAGGCCUACAAACCUGACUCAGUUACACCAGCCCUGUCAGGAGGAAUGGGCCAAAAUUCACCCAACCUAUUGUGGGAAGCUUGUGGAAGGCUACCCGAAACGUUUGACCCAAGCUAAACAAUUUAAAGGCAAUGCUACCGAAUACAAAUUGAGUGUAUGUAAAUUUCUGACCCACUGGGAAUGUGAUGAAAGAAAUAAAAGCUGAAAUAAAUCAUUCUCUCUAUUAUUCUGACAUUUUACGUUCUUAAAAUGAAGUGGUGAUGCUAACUGACCGAAGACAGGGAAUUUUUACUAGGAUUAAAUGUCAGGAAUUGUGAAAAAACUCAGUUGAAAUGUAUUUGGCUAAGGUGUAUGUAAACGUCCGACUUCAACUGUAUCAAAUGGCAUCCUAUUUCCUAUAGAUUGUACUACAGGGCUCUGGUCAACUAGAGGGGUGGUCAAAUAUAGUGGACUAUAUAGAGAAUAGUGUGCUCAAGUCUACUACAUAGGAAAUAGUGUUCAAUUUGGGACGUGUAUAUACCAUUUUUCGUUUAGGGACCAACUGAAAUAUCUUUGGGAGACAUAGUAGUUGAAAUCAAGCUACAGUAUUUCUAUGCAGUGAACUGGGUGUUGGGGUACAGGGGAAUGAAUAAAUACUGAAAAGAGUUGCACAUUGCAAAUUGAUUGUUAAAAUGAAAGUUCAAGUUUUGCUUUUUCUAAUUGUGUUGAUUUGUAUUUUAUGAGUGUUGAAAUUAAAAAAUAAUGUGGUUUACAUUUUAAUACUUGAAUAAAAAAAUGUUUUGUUCUG
Molecule: messenger RNA, 9246 nt
Organism: Oncorhynchus keta (chum salmon)
Lineage: Eukaryota; Metazoa; Chordata; Actinopteri; Salmoniformes; Salmonidae
Product: probable E3 ubiquitin-protein ligase DTX3
Exons: 7
Coding region: 578-1825 (415 amino acids)
Biological process (GO): Notch signaling pathway; protein ubiquitination
Source: RefSeq, a predicted model, not a curated record